Protopterus annectens (West African lungfish) is the source of this 993-nucleotide messenger RNA. RefSeq names its product testis-specific serine/threonine-protein kinase 4-like. Gene Ontology annotation, biological process: microtubule cytoskeleton organization; protein phosphorylation; intracellular signal transduction. NCBI's taxonomy places the organism in Eukaryota, Metazoa, Chordata, Ceratodontiformes, Protopteridae. Gene Ontology annotation, cellular component: cytoplasm. Bases 1 to 993 code for a protein of 330 amino acids. The record is from RefSeq and is a predicted model, not a curated record. The transcript is spliced from 4 exons. Gene Ontology annotation, molecular function: protein serine/threonine kinase activity; ATP binding; tau-protein kinase activity.
AUGCUGGGUUGUACAAAAACAUCACCUACUUUGUCAGAUAAGACAACUGCUGCUAACAAAGCAAUGCAGCAUCACCGAGUGUUGGAAGGAUGUGGUUAUAAACUUCUUAGGAAGAUUGGAGAAGGAGCUUACAGCACAGUCCAUGAAGCAUACGCUGAGCGAUGGCAGUGUAAUGUGGCUGUGAAAAUAAUUUCCAAGAAGCAAGUCUCUCAGAAUUACUUGAGAAAAUUUCUACCCAGGGAACUCCAGGUUAUGAAAACCCUGAGACAUAAGAACAUUAUUAAGUUAUAUCAAAGCAUCGAGACAUCAAGCUACAUAUAUUUAGUAGAAGAACUUGCAACUAAAGGAGAUGCAGCUGACUGGAUUUUUAAUCAUGGUCCUUGUCCAGAGGCUCUCGCUAAAAAGUGGUUCACUCAGAUGAGUGAAGCGGUGGCUUAUAUGCACAAGCACGGAAUUGCACACAGAGAUCUGAAGUUAGAAAAUCUGCUAAUCGACAAAGAAGGAAAUUUAAAAGUUGCUGAUUUUGGGUUUGCCACAUCAGUUGAACCUCAGAAUCUUACUAGCACAUGCUGUGGAACGCUUGCAUAUCAGCCACCAGAACUUUUGCGAGGAGAGGAUUAUAGCCCCUUUCUUUUUGAUGUGUGGAGCAUGGGAGUUAUCCUAUAUCAUUUCAUAACCGGAAAACUGCCAUUUCCAGACCAAGAUGUGGUGAAGCUUUAUAAGAAAAUGCAUAAGAAACUCAAGUUUCCAUCUGGAAAGACUAUUACACACGACUGCAAGCUCAGCAAUAUACACAUAUUACAUGUUCGUAGAAUUAAACUUACUUUGGCACCAGCAGCUACAUAUUCAAGCAGUACCAUUUCUGGAAUUUAUGAAACACUUUUCUAUACUCCAUCAUAUUCUGUCAUGUCAUUUCUCUUAUUUUUCCAUGACAAGGACAAUUCCAUUUCGAUUGCAGUACCUUACAUUUUGAAGACACUAGCAUUUGAAUAA